Aspergillus affinis is the source of this 1440-nucleotide messenger RNA. RefSeq names its product BAR and SH3 domain-containing protein. Lineage: Eukaryota; Fungi; Ascomycota; Eurotiomycetes; Eurotiales; Aspergillaceae. The record is from RefSeq and is a predicted model, not a curated record. Bases 1 to 1440 code for a protein of 479 amino acids. Gene Ontology annotation, molecular function: protein binding; lipid binding. Gene Ontology annotation, biological process: plasma membrane tubulation; actin cortical patch localization; endocytosis. Gene Ontology annotation, cellular component: mating projection tip; Rvs161p-Rvs167p complex; actin cortical patch. The transcript is spliced from 4 exons.
AUGCAGAGCGUACAAAGACACUUCGGGAAAUUUAUGAAGCGGUCGGCCGACGACAGCCAGGUGGCCAUUCUUCUAAAGGACUUUGACGAAGCGGACAAGCUUCUGGGCCGCAUUAUCGAUUCGACCAGUGCCUGGCGCGAUGCUUGGUCCGGACUCCUGACGCAUCAGAGUCGAAUGAUCGGCGAAUUCGAGGACCUCUACGCUCCCAUCAUCGGCUCGGAUCCAUCCCAACACAAUGCCUCCUCCCCCCCUGAAGCGACCCUGGCCCGAACGAACAAGCUUCGCGAGGAGUAUGAAGACCUGCAGAAGGAGCUUCUCACUGAGCUCAGCGCCGUGGAUGAGCGUAUGAUUCAGCCGGCGUCGGAAGCCAGGGAAUGCUUUGUCCCCGUGAAGAAAACCAUCAAGAAGCGCGAUGACAAGAAGUUGGACUACGAGCGCUACCAAAGCCGCGUCGAUAGCUAUGCCAAAAAGACGAAGCGAUCGGACCGCGACAACCAGAGUCUGGCCAAAGCGGAGGGCGAGCUCACCAAAGCGACCGAGGACUAUCACGCCGCGGAUGAACAUCUGCGACAGAACCUCCCGCCCCUGAUCACCGCGGCCUUCUCGAUGCUUCCUCGUCUGCUAGCCACGCAGGUCGAAAUCCAGAACUCGAUGCUGGCACACUAUUAUACCGCCAUCUACAACUACAGCCAGGAGGAGAAGUUUCCCUCGGCGCCCAUUCCCAUGGAACAGAUUGUGCUGGACUGGCAGCAAGUUCUGUUACCGGUCCAAGAAGAGAUCGAGGGCUUCGGCUGCCUCGCCAACGGCAAAGUCGUGCGAGGCACCGAUGACCACCGCAACGGAAGUAGCCAAGGCCCCAGCAGCAGCGCCUCCAAUGGAGCCAUGUCUCGACGUCGCUCCAGCGGUGCACUCUCGUCACGCAGCACGCAGCAACGCGCAACUUCCCCGGCCCCCAAGAUCCCGCCUAUGCCGUCACCGUCACCGUCAUACGAUACGAAGCCGCGGUCGAACGACGUCGGAUCUCUUUCGUCUUCCCUCAACACCCCUUCUGCCCACCUCUCCCCGAACAGCUAUCACACGCCAGCGUCCGAGCGUCGUCCCUCGUCCUCCGCGGGCCUCUCGCCCUCGAGUGCCCGAACCGACUACUUCGGUCGCAAUCCCACCCCGUCCGCCAGCGGCGCCACUUCCCCGAACUACAGCGUCCUAGCAGCCGCGGUGGGCAAGAAGAAGCCGCCACCGCCACCCAAGCCCCGCGCCGCCUCGAACCCGUCCCUGUAUGUGACGGCCCUGUAUGAUUUCGGCGGCCAAGGCGCCGGCGACCUGGCUUUCCAGGAGGGAGACCGAAUUCGCGUUCUCGAGAAGACCGACAGCACGGACGAUUGGUGGGAGGGCGAGCUGCGCGGAGUGAAGGGGAGUUUCCCGGCCAACUAUGUGGAAUGA